Molecule: messenger RNA, 1549 nt
Organism: Arabidopsis thaliana (thale cress)
Lineage: Eukaryota; Viridiplantae; Streptophyta; Magnoliopsida; Brassicales; Brassicaceae
Product: Haloacid dehalogenase-like hydrolase (HAD) superfamily protein
Exons: 10
Coding region: 106-1116 (336 amino acids)
Molecular function (GO): hydrolase activity
Source: RefSeq, marked reviewed
AAAGUUGUGUACUUUAUUUUUAUGCUAAUCCCAAUAAUCAUUUUAUCAUUGGACACGAUUUUUGUAUACUAGUGUUGUGUAUGAACCAGCAGAAAAAAGAGAGCCAUGGAAAUCGCUUCUUGUUCAAUUCUUAACAAUCUUCAAAUUUCUUGUACAAAGACUUCUAUUUUCACUCAGUAUUUGAGCGAGCGUUCUUCACACGACACUGGAAGACGCAAUUUCUUGCCUUUUUCAAAUUUCCCUGGAAAAUCUCAGAUUCUCGGAAAAUGCUUGCGAUUGCAGAGAUUCUCUUCGAUUUGCUUAUCAGCUAGCAGAGAAGACGUAAACCCAUCUGAAGAAUUCGCUGUGAUACUUGAGGUUGAUAGGGUUAUGAUUGAUACAUGGUCAAGUAAUCGCCAAGCGUUCAAUGUAGCUUUUCAAAAGCUUGGGCUAGAUUGUGCAAAUUGGCCUGAACCAGUUUAUUCAGACUUGUUGAGAAAAGGUGCUGCUGAUGAAGAGAAAAUGUUGCUUUUGUAUUUCAACCAGAUUGGUUGGCCUUCGUCGUUGCCAACCAGUGAGAAAGCAAGUUUUGUAAAGAGUGUAUUGCGAGAAAAGAAAAAUGCAAUGGAUGAGUUUCUCAUAUCGAAAAGCUUACCUCUGAGAUCUGGAGUGCAAGAAUUUAUCGAUAAUGCAUACGCGGAGAAAGUACCGGUUGCUAUCGUAACAGCCUACUGCAAGAGUGGAGACAAAGUAGCCCUAUCCAUUGUCGAGAUGCUUGGGCAAGAAAGACUUCCAAAUGUGAAGGUUAUCGGAGACAAUGAGGUAGAACAGAGUAUGUAUGGACAACUUGUUCUUGGGAAAGGAGUUUCUUCAAGUCUAGAGGAGCAACUAGUGAAGGAAGUAAAAAAAGCAGCGUCCGCUGAGAAACAGAGGAUAGCAGAAGAAGUUGCAUCAAUGCUAAAGCUUAGUGUUGAUAUUGACACAACCUCAUCUGAGAGGUGGGACUUUCUCUUCUUCUCUACAAAAAUUCCAGUUCCAUACAUCAACAAGAAAAGUGAUGGCUUCUCAUUUUGUUUCUUACUUUCUCCAGAUUGGAAAAGAUUGUUGUUGCAUUGCGUGCUGCUGCGGAACACAUAGGAUUACCUGUAAAUAACUGUGUACUUGUUGCUGGUAGUCAACCUGGAGUUUCUGCUGCAAAGAUGAUAGGCAUGCCGUGUGUAGUCAUGCGAAGCAGUUUAACGGCAAGAGGUGAGUUUCCAUCGGCCAAAGGUGUAAUGGAUGGGUUUGGAGGUGCAGACCUAACAAUCCCAAAACUUAGGAACAAGAUCAAGUCUUGAAGAAACAAUUCAAGAAAGUUGUCUAAAAAUCAGAAUCUGGAAAUACUGUCGAGUUAUUGUUCACUUCUCGAAGUUCUUGUGAAGUUUUCGACUUGAUAUAUAUUAACUAUAGCUACGUGUUGUACAACUUGAUUCUUUGUAAUGAAUUGGUGUGGUUAAUUUUCAGACAUCAACAAACCUUUACUCAAUACUAAUCCAAUGAGCUUGAAGGAAACAUGUUUUGUUUUUUUUGG